Messenger RNA from Monosiga brevicollis MX1, 2139 nucleotides. RefSeq lists its product as uncharacterized. The coding region runs from base 1 to 2139 and encodes 712 amino acids. NCBI's taxonomy places the organism in Eukaryota, Choanoflagellata, Craspedida, Salpingoecidae. The transcript is spliced from 2 exons. The record is from RefSeq and is a predicted model, not a curated record.
AUGGCCAAGCGCCGCGCAUCUGGGGCCAGUGCAGCGAUGAAUAUCUCUGCUGCGGAUGUCAGUGCACUUUUGCUUCGCUGUUCUCCAGCACAGCUUCCUGUGCCAAUGGUCAUCAAAGUGCUCCGGGCCCUGCUGCCCACAACUGCAACAACGGCAGAGGACCGGGCCUCGGCCUCUCGCGCCACGCGCCAUCGACGCAUGGCCACAAAGCUACUCCAGGCCGUCGAUGAAGGCUGGCCCUUUCAGUCCCAGGGUAUUCUGAUCCUGCGCCGAUGCUGCGAUCCGCAUUUGGCUGCAGAUCAAGCCCCCGCUGUCAUCGAACGCAUGGCACGAGAAAAUAACAUUCACUUUUCCCGCAUGCACCAACUCUGUUGUCACCGCGCCUUGAUGGCGGAUCCUUCACGGGGACCCCAGCGCUACUACGAAUGGCCUGUGGAUACUGCAUUCCCUCGCUUGUUUGAGGCAAACAGCAUGCUUAAACUCCGGGCAUGGGCAACCACCAAUGGACAUACGUCUGCCAGCCCGACAGAGUACUGCUUUGAAAGCGGUGAUAUGGCGCUGGUUCGCGCUGACAUCAUCCAUGAGCUUGAAACCAUGUGCAGCCAGCCCACUGGAUUCCAUCUUUUUGCUUUUCGCACCAGUGACCUACCUCAUUGCACCGAGCGCACUUCACUGCCCCGCCUUCCCAUACCGAGCCCACCUCGAGACGCCAAGGCAAGCAACCCUGAGAGCGCUGACAAAGCUGCGGCCCUAAAUCACAACCAAGACUGGGCGAGGACUCAAAACAAGGCAGCUCGACGAUCGCUUCCAAAUCGUCACCCUGUUCACAGUUCAAUCAUUGAUGAGCAAGGUGGCCACGCCAGCGGUCUUCACGGUCAUCAAACCCGAGAACUGCCCCUGCACCACAAGCCCGAAAACGGAAGCUCGAAGUUGAAACAAACCGCCACUUCAUCUGACAGGAUCGAAAACCAAUCCAGGGACGACAUGCGACCGGGGUCGCCCGUGCUAUCUGGCCCGGAGACGAGUGCCGAUUCCAGUGCACCAGUCGAGAAGCGCCGUGGGCGCCCACGGCGCCGCUGGAAAGGCGAUCAAGUAGUUUUGGACACGCGCGGUAUGGGUCGAGACUUUCAUUCGGGAGUGAGGCGCAUUCUCAAUGAGCUGUCUGCCGACGGGGUUGGUUCUCUGGCCGUGCGAGGCCGCUACCUGGGCCUGCUAGAGCAGCCGGCGCAGCUGUGUGAGGAUAUUUUACGACUUCCUGCAGCCAACUUACAGUGUCAGGAUCGCUGGCGCGAUGUCUACGCGCGUGCUUCGAAUGCAUCAGUGGCCGCUUGGGUGAGCUCCCGCUUUGCGCGAGGCUUGAUACUCGUCGUGCUGGCCCGCCGUUUAUCCGAGGCCACGGGUCUACGGCCGUCAAUGUUGGAGGACGUAUACUCACGGUUGGUGGAGCUUUUGGGUGAGACGCCGUCCCAUUUCGGUCCCAGCACGGCCCGAAAGCAUUACUUUUACGCACUCGCGCUAGAGCAGCACCCGGCUCUUGCUGCCAUCAAUUGUGGCUAUGAGCACAUUGCCGCCGCUUGGUGCGGAACCCUCAAGAUUCGUGCUCAGCGCGAACUUCACGCUCAUUCUGCCAACUUGAGUGACCUGCCCAUACCGCUGGACGAAUCUGAGGGGUUUAUGGAAGCUACGGCCAUGGUCAUGCGAGAUUUGCCUCUGCCACCCUUUCUGGAGGCCGCCCGUAAAGUCCUUAGGACCACAAACACGGUGGCUCAAGAGAGCUCGCACGCAAACCCAAGUCACAGCCAUGUCCUGAAGCGCGAGACUCCAGCAUCGUUGUCUGGGGACCCAACGAGUGGUGCCGAUGCCUCGGGCUCCAACCGGAGCAACAAGGGUCCUGCCCUCUUAGCAGCCUCAGCUUUGUUGGAUCUACAGCGAAAGGGAGCUGCGAAUGAUGCGCCAUCAAACUUGAGCGCGACAUUGCGAGCAGCCUCACCGCCCACUUCCAUCCCAAAGGCCCAGGUACAAGAGGGCCUUGGCGACACGUCCUACUCCAACAAACCACCUGCGACCAAGGCUAGUGACAACAACAAUACACUUGCUGACGGCGAGCUUGCGGCGAAAGUCCGCAAGCACUUGGAUUGA